This is a messenger RNA of Malaclemys terrapin pileata, 773 nucleotides long. It is a transcript of the gene MED11, whose product is annotated as mediator complex subunit 11. Gene Ontology annotation, biological process: regulation of transcription by RNA polymerase II. The record is from RefSeq and is a predicted model, not a curated record. Bases 12 to 365 code for a protein of 117 amino acids. Gene Ontology annotation, cellular component: mediator complex. The transcript is spliced from 3 exons. NCBI's taxonomy places the organism in Eukaryota, Metazoa, Chordata, Testudines, Emydidae. Gene Ontology annotation, molecular function: transcription coregulator activity.
CGCGCGGGGCCAUGGCCACCUACAGCGUCGCCAACGAGCGGCUGCGGGUGCUGGAGGAGCUGGAGCGCGAGAUCGGCGCCUCGCUGCAGAGCGCGGGGAACGUGAUCCUGGAGCUGUCGAAGGAGAAGCCGAAUGAGCGGCUGCUGGAGCGCCAGGCCGCCCAGUUCACCGCCUCGGUGCAGAAGGUGGAGUCGGAGCUGUCAGGCCAGAUCCGGUACCUCACCCAGGUGGCCACGGGGCAGCCCCACGAGGGCUCCAGCUACUCGGCCCGUAAGGGCUGUCAGAUGGCGCUGAACCGCGUCGACUACGCCCGCGUCAAGCUGGGAGAGCUGGCCCGCACCUGUGAGCACACGCUGGAGCAAUAGGGGGCGCCCGCCGGGCGGCCGGACACGGAGCCCACGCGGGAACACGCCAAGGACACACCAAGAACACAGGACCCGCCGGCUGGCCGCUCGCUCGCUCUGCGCGUCAGGUGGGACAGGCUCUGCUGGGGGAGCGUGGCGCCAUUUGCCACAGACGUGACCCACAGGACACAUGACAACACAGGACACACAGGAUCUCAGGCCUGGCGUGGCGUGGCAUGGGAUCGACACGGCGACUGGGGCCACGCUCCAACAUAUGGACUGGUCCCCCCCCUCACUCCCUGGGCGUACCGGGAACAUGCGCUGACCCCACGCGGCUCUUGGCUCGGGGGGGCCCACCGGCGAUGGGGGGGGGCGCUGUUUUUUUCUACUGCCUGUGUUAAAUAAAAGGGGGAAAAAAACCCAAAUUGC